AUGAACAAAGCACAAGUGGCUCAUAAUUGUAUUCACAAACUGGAUUGCCUGAACGAAGAUACCAACCCGCUGUCCCCCCUUUCCAAAGCGUCGUAUCAGCGAAGCAGUGCCAUGGGGAAUUUCCUCGGGUUAAAGGAAAACAAAUACAAUAACACCAACAUAAACAUCUUUGAGAAGAGGUACGGCUAUAACCUGAACGAUCUGCACAGCUACGUCUACAAAAUCAAUCUGCCGCUGAAGCCGCGCUACGUAGGCUAUGUGCUAGAGGAGAAGGGAAAACGGCCAAAUGGGAAAUCUCCCCGUGGAGUGGUGCCAAGUGGGGAAUCUUCUGGUGGUGUAGCGCCAAGUGGGGAAUCUUCCGGUGGGGUAGCGCCAAGUGGGGAACCCCCCGGUAGAGAUACCCCCAAUGUAACUUCCCCCACACACUGUGAGGCCGACAGCAUGGGCGACGCCUCAGAAGGAAGCCAACCCUCCCCAGUGGACAUAUACAACCGGUACGACAGACACAACCUGCACAAUUCAAGCAAUAUUUAUCAAAAUAAAUUAAAAAUAAAUCAGAACAAGGGGCAGCCGAAGGGGCAGGAGAAGUACAAAGACAUGUACGUCCACAUGUCAUAUGACAAAAACUACAUCUACGACGAACAUAAAAAUAAUAUUUACGCAGAGGACAGUAUCUAUAAUUAUGUCUCGAAAAAAAAUCCCGCGUUAAUGCCACAAAAAAAGGGAGGCGUAAAGAAGACCUACGCAAAUUUAUGUUUAAAUUACUACAACAAUCUGGACACCUGUCUGAUUAAGAAGUAUCAGAAAAAUGUCCAAAACAGGAAAUAUAAAUUUACACGCCUGCACACGAUCAAGAAAGAACUGAACGAACUACGGCAGAGGUACAACCACAUCGUAAAAUAUGCAGACGUGGGGUUUACAGACGCGCCCAAGAUUGAACCCUCCCAGGGGAAGACCUACAUAAGUAAGAAGAAGCACAUGCUGCUAAACAUAUAA
Molecule: messenger RNA, 996 nt
Organism: Plasmodium inui San Antonio 1
Lineage: Eukaryota; Apicomplexa; Aconoidasida; Haemosporida; Plasmodiidae
Exons: 3
Coding region: 1-996 (331 amino acids)
Source: RefSeq, a predicted model, not a curated record